UGUGCAGUCAGAGAAUGAAUGUGUACGGCUAACCGGCUGGUAGCUUCGGCAAUGUUGUCAAUAUCAGAAUGAUAUCGCAGCGGGACAGAGGAGAACUUGCUCGGUUUUAUACUGUUACAGAUCCCAAGAAGCACCAGAAAGGCUACACUGUGUACAAAGUCACUGCAAGGAUAAUCUCCAGGAAGAACCCAGAGGAUGUCCAAGAGAUAACUGUGUGGAAGAGAUACAGUGAUUUCCGGAAACUCCAUCAGAAUCUCUGGCAGCUGCACAAGAAUGCAUGUGGCCAAUCAGAGCUGUUUCCUCCCUUUGCUAAGGCCAAGGUCUUUGGUCGUUUUGAUGACUCGGUGAUUGAGGAAAGAAGACAGUGCUCUGAGGAUCUCCUGCAGUUCUCAGCUAAUAUCCCUGCUCUUUACAAUAGCCAGCAUAUCCAAGAUUUCUUCAAGGGUGGUGAGGUCCACGACGGCUCAGAGCUCAUUGGACCAGCGGAGCCCUUUUCUGAGUUCCUGGCUGACACUCUGUCAGACUGUAGCUCUGAUGUUCAGAGAGAUAUCAGUGGGGCAGAAGAUUUGACUCUCACAUCAGAGUAUGGAGGCCCAUCCAGUGACAGCGACUUGACCUCCCUUGCGGUGGACACAGACUCUUUGGCUGAGUUGGAUGAUGGCAUGGCCUCAGGUCACACCUCCCCAAACCAGCCACAAGGGGGAGCCACCAACAUUAGCAGCAGCUGCAGCCCUCGCUUGCCCUCCCUGCAUGUACGUCGCACUCCAUCACCUGCCCCGGUCCCUGCCUCCUCAGCCCCUAACCCAGAGGUCAGCUGGCCAGGUCGAGCACCGCUCUUCCCCAGCAGUCUGAAAAAAUCCACUGGCGGCAACCUUAAGGACGUCAGUUCAGACUACUUGGACAAAGCCAGUGAGCUCAUUUGUUUUGCUGUCCAAAAGGAGAAGGAACAGGACUACCAGGCAGCUUUUUCAUACUAUCGCAGUGGAGUUGACUUGCUGCUGCAAGGCGUGCAAGGUGAGCCAAGUGCUACACGGCGAGAGGCCGUGAAAAAGAAGACUGCCGAAUAUCUGAUGCGUGCAGAGCAAAUAUCUAGUCAGUAUCUGAGAAGCGACAUGGGUCAAGGGUCAACACAAACAGUGGCUUUUGGGGUACAGUGCUGCUCUUCUUUGAACAGAGGAGGGCAGCAGAGUCCAUCUGAGGAGCUGAGAGCUUACAGGGUGUUAGGGGUCAUAGAUAAGGUUCUUCUGGUCAUGGACAAGAGAACACAAGAGACUUUCAUCCUGAAAGGUUUGAGGAAAAGCAGUGACUGUGGGCGGACGAAGACGAACGUCAUGCCUCACUCUGUGCCCCACAUGGUGCAGCUGAGAAAGUUUGUUGUCUCCGAAGACACAGUUUUUCUUCUGCUGCAGUAUGCCGAAGGUGGGAAACUGUGGUCUCACAUUGGAAAGUACAUGCAUAACUCCAGCCCAGAGGACAGCUUUGACAUCCCUUUCAUCCAGAAGAGCCACACAGCCGCGGUGCGCUCUCCUCAACAUACCAUGCCACAGCUGGAUGUAGAUUCAGCCAGCUGUGGUUCGGUGCCUGUUGCUGAUUCAGAGUCUGUCUCUGGGCUACAGAAGGAACCCGAGAGCCUCUUUUCUCCUCUUAAAAGCGUUCUUCCUCCCAGGCUUGUGGAGCAAACUGACUCUGGAGCCACUUCUGAAGAAGAGUGCACCAACAGCUAUUUGACCCUUUGCAAUGAGUACGAACAGGAGAAGGUAGAACCGGAUGCACUGCAGGAGGAGGAAGAGAAGAGCGAGCAGGAAAUGCUGUCAUUAGAGGUACCUAAUGCAACGACCACCACAUCGUCACGUAGCCGCUCACUUCUCAGCAAUGAAAGCCUUUCUUCACCAAUCAGUUCUCAGGAGCUUGGCUUCUUCAGUGAGUUGUCUGAUAAAAGCGGUAAUGCCCAAGACAGCGAUCAAAACCGUGGGGAGGGACAGGAUCACAAUGAAGUCUUUAGUCCUUUACGCUCCCCCGCUGUGCCUCUGUCUUUGGAUGAGUCCAAGAACACGCCAAUGGAGUUUUUUCGUAUCGAUAGCAAAGACAGUGCAAGCGAGGUGAUGUGCCUUGAACUAGGAGAGCAGCGUCCCUCUCAUAAACAAGUCCCUUUCUUUUCUACGUCCGACCUGGACUCGGGUGUAACUGAGGAUCUUCCAGAGCUGGCUCAGGAGGUCAAAGGUCCUGGGUUGGAUCUUUGGGGUUUGGACUGUAGUGAUAAAGCCUCCAAUGAGUCAGUGCCAGUGAUCUCAUUUAAAGAAGCAGUAGUGGAGGAUGAGGGGCAUCCACCAGAUCUUUUGGUGAACCUCCCUGUAGUGAGCGGGACUGCAGACUGUUUACAGGAAGAAUUGGAGACUUCAGGAGUGUGUCUGGGCCUCGAGGUCACGGCCUCUCCUCAAAAGUUCAUCCAGCCUGAUGUCCUACAGCUUCAUACUCAGCCUGAGGAAGAGGAGGAACAGCCACUGGAGCAGGACCUUUCAUCUUUAUGUACAGCCUCUGCAACUUGUGACACGAGUGUUGCAUCUCCAUCUCCAUUCAACUCGCUUUUGGAUGACUACAGUCUGGCAUUGGGACAAGAGGCUUCUGACAAAAUGUUUAUCCACCCUGAACGCCAAAAUAAUGACCUCCCUCUUGACACAGGCAUUCCAGACACUGACUCUCAUAGUGAGAAACUAGAGCCCAGUGCAAGAGUAAACACAGACUUGGUUCCAAACAGCACAGGCUCUGACACGGCCACAAAUGGCACAGAGGCCUGUGGAGCGGUUGAGAAUUUAUUAGGACUUGAUGACGAAUCAUCAAGAGUUAUUAGUAAUACAGGUGGUAGCGAAUUUGAUAAAGAAGUAUCCCGGCUGUUUGCCGAGCUGGACAAGCUGUCGUUGGCUGCUUCCCAAGCUCGUAUCCCGGAGGAGUUUGUACGAUGCUGGGCAGUAGAGAUGGUGACAGCCUUGGAUUCUCUGCACCAAGAAGGGAUCAUCUGCCGGGACCUAAAUCCCAAUAACAUCCUGCUUGACCACCAAGGUCACGUUCAGCUUACCUACUUCUGCAGCUGGAGUGAUGUGGAGGAAUCCUGUGACAAAGAGGCCAUUGCCAAUAUGUACUGUGCACCAGAGGUGGGAGGUAUUGGUGAGGAGACGGCAUCGUGUGAUUGGUGGAGUUUGGGCGCCAUCCUGUUUGAACUCCUGACAGGCAUGUCUCUGCUGCGCUGCCAUCCAGCGGGAAUCGGUCGUCACACAGCGCUCAACAUCCCCGAGUCUGUUUCGGAUGAGGCCAGAUCUCUGCUAGAGCAGCUGCUCCAGUACAACCCGACAGAGAGACUGGGGGCAGGUGUGGGAGGUGUGGACGAUAUCAAAUCCCACCCCUUCUUUGCCACAGUGGAGUGGCCCCAAUAGACUCACCGCAUUGUGGAAAGCAGAGUCACUUGUCGUUAAAAAAAAAACUGGCUGUUCUCAGUUAACUUCCUUCUGACUGAACACACAAAUACAGUAAACUGAACUUUGACCCCCUUUUUUUCCUCUCACUACAGCCACGCAGCCCCCAUGUCUGAGUUUUGCCAAGUGGGAGUUUGCUCAGUGCUCAUUUCUUUAUCUCAUUUACUGUGUAAUGUUUGGUGCAGGGAACACUUAACACGUGUGGUGCAAUAAUUUAUGCAGUAAGUGUUUGUACAGAGCGAUGAUCACUGCAACACUGUUGCAUUUCCACUCUGCGCAUAGUAGCUGUAAGCCAAAAUGAUCUAACUGAGAGUGAGAGGUGACAUUUCUGUUCCCUCAUUAACUACUGUAAGUUAUUCAGUCACUUGAGUGAGCUUUCUUAAAGACCCAUGUGCAAUACGCUCGGUUUGUUUCCAUAGACGACACUUACAUCAUUCCUCAUGGAGCCCACUGAGAUUAGCUGACAUGAGGCUGUGUGUUGUAUAAUAUCUGAUUACCUACUUUUUUGUGCCAGCGUGCGAGUGUGUGUGUGUGUGUGUGUGUGUGUGUGUGUGUGUGUGUGUGUGUGUGUGUGUGUGUGCGUGUGUGUGUGCGUGUGUGUGUGCGUGAAAUCCUUUUAUUGAAGACCAGCCCAAGAACAGUAAAUGUAAAAUAGACUGACACUAUGCAAGGCGAAUGAACAAAAUAGUUAAGUGAUAUGAGUUGAGUGGUACUGUUAUAUGGAGAAUUUAGUUACCAUGAGAUUAAAUUAUUUGAUAGACUCUAACUCUGUAAGGGCCGGUUCGCUUGAGCCUCCUCCCUGUGUGGUCAGUAACGCUUUCAGUGAAGAAUAAAAAAGGGUGAGGCGUGAGCUACACAUUUAAAACCAGCCCUUUUGCAGAAGGUUGUUUUUAUGAUUAUCAGAGAAAAUUCUCUCUGUACUGUACAACACUGCAUUUUGUGCAUGUAGGAUUAGGAUAUUUAAUACUAUAAAAAAUAUAUAUAAAUAAUGCGUAUCAUGUAAAUAUACAUUUUUAAGGAUCCUCUGAUAAACAAAAGGACACCAGGUGUCAAAGUUGUGAUUACGUUCAACCUGUCAGUCAUUGUGUGCGUUUUGUGGUUGAGCAACACGUCUACUAACUUGCCGCAGAUACGUUAGCGCUGCCUACUUUGACAGGUUUACAUUUUUAUGGUCACAUGCCAUGUAUCAGAUAUAACCAUACAAGGCUUUAUUAGAGCAUUUUCGAUACAUUUGUCUAAUCAAUAUUCGGAUAAUCACUCAGCUGUUAGAUGCUGCACUCUGUUUUUGCAGUAUUCAUGCAUCUAUUAACCAUUUUGAUGAGACAUAAACAUAAAUGUGACAUGAUUUUUUUUUUUUUUUUUUCUUUUUUCUAGUGCUCACUCUUGUCUGUGGUCAGUGUCGUAUCAGUGCACUCUGGAAAACAAUAAACAUACCUGGAUGAGCA
This is a messenger RNA of Oreochromis aureus, 4912 nucleotides long. RefSeq names its product ribosomal protein S6 kinase polypeptide 1 (gene rps6kc1). NCBI's taxonomy places the organism in Eukaryota, Metazoa, Chordata, Actinopteri, Cichliformes, Cichlidae. Gene Ontology annotation, biological process: protein phosphorylation. Bases 69 to 3428 code for a protein of 1119 amino acids. Gene Ontology annotation, molecular function: ATP binding; phosphatidylinositol binding; protein kinase activity. Gene Ontology annotation, cellular component: early endosome. The transcript has 16 exons. The record is from RefSeq and is a predicted model, not a curated record.